UCUGUCCUGAUCACUGUUCUUCCUUCCCCCUUGGUUGCCCAGGACAAUGUGGAGAGGGCAGACGCACUCCAGCUGACAGUGGAGGAGUUUGUGGAGCGUUAUGAGAAGCCUUACAAGCCUGUGGUGCUGCUGAAUGCUCAGGUGGGUUGGUCUGCCCAGGAGAAGUGGACGCUGGAGCGACUGAAACGCAAGUACAGGAACCAGAAGUUCAAGUGUGGAGAGGACAAUGAUGGUUACUCUGUGAAGAUGAAGAUGAAGUACUACAUAGAGUACAUGGAAACCACACGUGAUGACAGCCCCCUGUACAUCUUUGACAGCAGCUAUGGGGAACAUCCCAAGCGAAGGAAACUCCUGGAGGACUACAAAGUACCCAAGUUCUUCACUGAUGAUCUCUUCCAGUAUGCAGGGGAGAAGCGAAGGCCUCCAUACAGAUGGUUUGUGAUGGGCCCUCCUCGUUCUGGAACAGGAAUUCACAUCGAUCCCUUGGGAACCAGUGCGUGGAAUGCCUUAGUCCAGGGACAUAAGCGUUGGUGCCUGUUCCCAACCAGCACUCCCAGAGAGCUGAUCAAAGUGACUCGAGAAGAGGGAGGGAACCAGCAGGAUGAGGCUAUCACUUGGUUCAAUGUCAUCUAUCCUAGGACACAGCUUCCCACCUGGCCCCCAGAAUUCAAACCCCUGGAGGUGUUACAGAAAGCAGGAGAGACAGUGUUUGUGCCAGGUGGCUGGUGGCAUGUGGUUCUCAAUCUCGACACAACUAUUGCCAUCACACAGAACUUUGCCAGCUGUACCAACUUUCCCGUGGUGUGGCACAAGACAGUGAGAGGGAGACCCAAACUGUCACGGAAGUGGUACAGGAUCCUAAAGCAGGAACACCCUGACUUGGCAGCCUUGGCUGAUUCAGUUGACCUGCAGGAAUCUACUGGCAUUGCUUCUGAUAGCUCUAGUGAUUCUUCCAGUUCCUCAAGUUCCAGCUCCUCAGACUCUGAUUCAGAGUGUGACUCUGGCUCGGAGACAGAGGGGAUGAUGCACCGGAGGAAAAAGCGGAGGACGUGCAGCAUGAUGGGCAACGGUGACACAACCUCCCAGGACGACUGUGUGAGCAAGGAACGCAGCUCCUCCAGGAUUAGGGAAUCUUGUGGAGGCCGCAGCUACCCCUGAGAGGCAACAGCACCAGCCCAGAGGCAGCUGCAGAUGGAAGCUCCUUUAGCAGCCAGCCAGCUCUGUCCUGCCCCUCCUGCUUCUGUCUCACAGUCCUUACGUUUUUGUCACUCCUCCUCGAUCCUGACAUCCAUCUUCGUUAUGUGCUGUCCAAGGUUGGCUCCUGAAUAACUUGCAGGGCAAUGCCCUGACUACGUCCUCGUGCAAUGCUCUGUCCCCUGUGCCCUGGGUGAGUGCACUAUGGCCCUGUGGGGAAGGACAUGCCAAGUCUUUCGUGGGUCACGGAACUGGCAAGGAAGACAACGGUCAGUUUUUAAAGAACUCUUUUUAAAACCAGCAGGUAAAUGUGAAAACCUGCCUUGCUUUGAC
Molecule: messenger RNA, 1527 nt
Organism: Acanthisitta chloris (rifleman)
Lineage: Eukaryota; Metazoa; Chordata; Aves; Passeriformes; Acanthisittidae
Gene: JMJD6
Product: jumonji domain containing 6
Exons: 6
Biological process (GO): phagocytosis
Cellular component (GO): cytoplasm; nucleus
Molecular function (GO): P-TEFb complex binding; histone H4R3 demethylase activity
Source: RefSeq, a predicted model, not a curated record